AUAUUUUUUAUGAUUUAUGAUUAAUCGUGGGGAUAUCGUACGGACGAACAAUUCGGGAGGAAGAGGAAGAGGAAGAAAUCGCCGUUGGAUCUGGUUUUGGUGGCCAUCCACGAACUCAUUUUGCUUGUUAAAUAAGGAAUUGUGUACCGAUGAUUUGCCUUAAAUUUCGAAUCUGAACAAGUUGGGUUUCGUGUUCUGGUGAAAUUUAUUCUAUCGCUAUUCGUUUUCCUCGUUCGAACGGUUUCUGGGGUUUUUCUGACGACUGCGAUUCAAAAUCAUGAGGAAGAAGCUCGAUACUCGUUUUCCUGCCGCUCGUAUAAAGAAAAUAAUGCAAGCUGACGAGGAUGUUGGCAAGAUUGCUUUGGCGGUGCCUGUCUUAGUUUCAAAAGCUUUGGAAUUAUUCUUACAAGACCUUUGUGAUCAUACUUAUGAAAUUACUCUUCAAAGAGGAGCCAAGACCGUUAGCUCAUUACACCUAAAAAAUUGUGUCGAAAGAUACAAUGUGUUUGAUUUUCUGAGGGAAGUUGUCAGCAAGGUUCCUGACUAUGGGCAUGGUCAUGGUCACGGUCACGGUCAAGCCAAUGCUGAUGUAACCAUGGAGGACCGCAGUAUCUCUAAGAGAAGGAAGCCUACCGGUGAUGAAGUUAAUGACAGCGAUGAGGAAUUGAAGAAAACUAAAGUGCAAGAGAUGGGGCAUGCGGGACCCAGUGGAAGGGGUAGAGGCAGAGGGCGUGGAAAGGGACGCGGACGAAGUGCAAAAACAGCGGAAAGGGAGCUUCUUAAUCGCGAGAUGGAAAUAGAACCAACCAUAUUGGUAGCAUCACCACUACUUACCCUAGACGAAAUCAAGAUACCUGCACCACCACAACAACUGACUCUGCAAGACAGUGAGAAGAAGGAUGUGGAUGAAAGGUCUAACCACACAAAGCAAGAGCUGCAAAGUCCCAAAAAAGAAGGUAACGACACAAACUCAGGGUUGGGUCGGGGUUUUGAUCUGAACACACACUCACUCGACAUCGAGUUGAAGCCGCCAUUAAUCACAGCCUCAAUAGAAUUGAAACCUGCAGAGGAAUAUCAGUGUUGGUCUACCCCAAAUAUGGCCAAUGUUGAUCUAAUGCAGCUUGCUAAUAUGAGUAAGAGGUUAGACGAAGACGAAGAAGAUUAUGACGAGGAGGAAAGUUGAUACUGAGACCACAGGCUCGUUAGCGGUAUCGAGGUUGGGUUUAGUAGGAAACAUGAUGUAGAGGAUUAAAAUAGACUAGCAGCAUUAACAAUCUGUUUAUGUAGAAAAUGUAUCAUUUUUGCUAUUGCUCUUCUUUUCUUGCAUAUUUGUUGUAGAUGUUGGAGAAAAUACUGUAAAGUCUAAUUAGUAAUUAUUA
Messenger RNA from Arabidopsis lyrata subsp. lyrata, 1379 nucleotides. RefSeq names its product dr1-associated corepressor homolog. The record is from RefSeq and is a predicted model, not a curated record. The transcript is spliced from 6 exons. Gene Ontology annotation, cellular component: nucleus. Gene Ontology annotation, molecular function: protein heterodimerization activity. The coding region runs from base 278 to 1183 and encodes 301 amino acids. Gene Ontology annotation, biological process: regulation of DNA-templated transcription. NCBI's taxonomy places the organism in Eukaryota, Viridiplantae, Streptophyta, Magnoliopsida, Brassicales, Brassicaceae.